AUGUUGACAGAUGUGAAUCAUCGUAGAUGCGGCAACAAAACCAGAAGAGCACUGUGUGACGAGAUUCUCGAGGACUUGGCGCAACUAUCAAUUGAGCAUCAAUAUGAAUGUGUUGAGCAGAUUGAGCGUAAAAGGAAAAUGCCCGAACUCGGCCAGCCAUAUGCAACAUACGACACUAUUCUUGGCAAGUUUUAUCAGGUAGAAUAUAUAGACCGUGAACUGCAGUCGCGAUCUCACGACUUUGCGUUUGAAAUGUUAUUUGAGGCUGAUCGGCCGACACUUCCUUAUUGGGAUACAGUGCAGCUCAUCGAGAAAGCGAUUAUGGAAGUCAGAGAACUGGACAAAUUGUUUAUACGGAGACGAUUUCUAUCUACUAUCACCAUCGAUGGGUCCCGCCAUACCUGGUUCGAAACGCCCGAACACGACGCAUUCCUGCGCACCGAUUAUACUGACAUGCGCCCGAGGACCAGCUUCGGAAGUGAGAUAAAUCGGUAUGAGACCGGCCUGAAGGAGCCAGUCAAUAACGAACAGCUACGGAGAGCACUCGUCGAAGCUGGCCCAGCCUUCAAAAAGCAAAUUAUCAACCGACGUCUUGCCGUCGAGCAGAGAGCUCGGCCAGACACCAAGUUAAGGUGGUACCCAGUGCUUGCGCCAGGAGGGAAGUGGACUGUG
This is a messenger RNA of Mesorhabditis spiculigera, 672 nucleotides long. The record is from the annotation of a GenBank genome assembly. NCBI's taxonomy places the organism in Eukaryota, Metazoa, Nematoda, Chromadorea, Rhabditida, Rhabditidae.